UAUGCGGUGAAUGCUUGACCUGUCAUCCUCGAAGCUUCGAAAGGAUUAUAUAAGUGUCGAUCACAACAAACAUCCAUAUGGUACUCGUCCAUGCUCUAGUGGCAGUGCCAAGAUGUUGUUCGCUUAGUCUAUUGCAGUAACUCCUACGGCGCACCUCCGUGCCGAUAGAAAGGGGAGUGAGUGCGGAGAGAGUGAGAGCUUAAAGCGUGUGUCCCAGUACCGGAACAAAAGAAAGGAUUGGCAUGCAUUCACUUAGGCUGUGCAGCAUUUUAGCGCGUGUAUUCAACAACUACUACAUUCAGUUCAAAUCUCCUGAAUCAUUCCUUCCAUCAUCAUCAUCAUUUACCGGGAAUUACUCGUCAAAGUGAUAACCACCACUAAAGGCCAUCACGUUAAGCCACUGAUGGUCUAACCUACACCUUACACACACAAUGAGAUCAGCAACUCCGGCAACUAUUUUGGUUUUGGCAGCGUGUAUUCUACUUGUUCUGGUAACAUGUUCUACCCCUGUCAUUAAAUCUUUGUCUUUCUUAGAGGCAACGAUUGGUGGAAACGGUACCGAAUCAGGUCAAAAGGCUACGCUAGGAUGUCUCGGCUAUUGCAUUCAAGGAACAUGCAAAGGUCCUACUAUCGGAUACUCAUUUAAUCCUACACAACUUCUUGGAAUCGCAACAAAUGUAGAUGGGUACCAGGUCGAUUCGAGUAAAUAUUCUACAGCCGUCAUCAAAGGUUUGACAUACUGUCUCGUCUUGAACCCGAUCGCAUUGGCAGCAUGCGUUAUCACACUCUUGACCGGCUUAUUAGCUCAUUGCGGUGAUAUGUCUUUGGUCUGCAUUAAUGGAUUAUUUUCUGGUCUGGCGUCGACAUUAACACUAGUCGCUGUUGCACUUAAUUUCGCUCUUUUUGUCUUGGCAAAGAAGCGGAUCGACUCAAUCAAUGGAGCCAGUGCUUCAUAUGGUGUAGCUCUCUGGUUAGCAUUGGCAGCAUGGAUUUUAAUCGUUUUGAGCUCAUGCGCUUUCUGUUGUAGUUGCGGCGGACGUGGAGGAGGAGGAGGCGGACGGAACAAAAGAAACAAGAUGCAAGAUGAAGAUACUUGGAGAGCACCUCAAAAUACCGGCGGUGGUGGUUAUGGUGCCAAUAACGGAUACGCAGAUCAGAUGAGAAUGGAUGCUAUUCAAGCGGAAUCGGAUCGAAAGCGAAGACAAAAGGAUUUACCCAAAUUUGCAACAUACGAGACUGAACAUGUAGAAGAAUUACCAUUAAAACAAGAUUAUGAAGAUUACACACCACAUGGUCAAGGUAGACAUGGAGGACUUCCACCUGGCGCUGGAUACCAUGGAGCUGGACAAUAUCAGCAGGAUUACGGUUAUGCGUACGGCGAUGACGGCUCGUAUGCCAUGCACAAUGCAGCGGGUACGGGUGCUGGCAGUAAUGCAUACAUUGCUGGCGUAGGUACAGGAGCUUUACGUGGAUCUCAACCACAAACUGCUGCAAGUAGAUAUUACGAUUCUUCGGUCCCAAACAGCUCCAACAAUCUUGCUGGAUAUGGCGCUCAUGAUCUUUCAUCACCUGCUACUACCGUUCCACCUCACGUUAACGGGUAUGGAAGUGCUGCAGGAACGCCAAUGGGAAUGCCUGAACCUGUUCAUGCGAAUUCUGCUCGCGGUGAUGGUAAUAUGGAUUAUUUCUACAACGCAAAUCCAGCCGCAAAUCAUCCUACUAAUGAAUCCGAAGGGCUACAAUCGCAUGAUGUGUAUGGUGGAUACACGAACGAUGCACGAUCACAACAGAAUCAUCAGUAUGAGCAAUCUGGCACAUAUAUGAACGAUGCACGAUCUCCGCAGAGUCAUCAGUACGAGCAAUCUGGCGCAUAUCCUUAUGAACCUUCAUAUCAAAGUCAUCAAGACAUGGCACCUGCUUCAGGACAUGGAACAGAUGUCGAAGGCGGAACGUUUGGACCCCAGAGCCGAUCGACCAAGCACAGUCAAUAUGCACAUUCUCAGCAUGAUCAGUCUUAUGGUGCAGGUGCUAAUGGAACACGAUCGAGAACACAAUCGCAAUCUCGACAAAACGCACCAGCAGAAUCUUCUCAGUCUCCCUAUGAUGCUGUUCAACAGGCAACAGCUGCAGGAAGAUCAAGAAGAUUACCGGCCAUUCCAACAGGCGCUGCAAUCAACUCUAAUCCUCAACAAUCAGCAGGAGAGAUACCCUAUUCGCCUACUUCGCCCUCACAGCAACAGCCAAUGCAAAUGAAUGAAGGAUUUGGAGUGAGUUCUGUUCCAUCGCCCAGACAGACGACGGGUGAUGAUGGAUUCGGAUUGGCUGUUUUGAAAGCUGGAGCGGCAGCUGCUGCAUCAAGUUCUCACCAUCAUUCUGAUCUACCGCCACCCGGAUACAGCGAAGAACAGCCAUCAUCAACCUAUCAUAAUCCUUAUGCUUAUCCAUCCGAGAAACGGUGAGAAAGGGGACUAUUUUGUAUAUAAUUGGCUCUUUUCUUUUAUUUUAAUGGACAUUGAUUUCUGAAAAUAAAGAUGCCGAAACAAAAAAAGCUUCUUUUGAU
Messenger RNA from Meira miltonrushii, 2560 nucleotides. RefSeq names its product pali-domain-containing protein. Gene Ontology annotation, cellular component: plasma membrane; cell division site; growing cell tip. The record is from RefSeq and is a predicted model, not a curated record. Bases 432 to 2459 code for a protein of 675 amino acids. NCBI's taxonomy places the organism in Eukaryota, Fungi, Basidiomycota, Exobasidiomycetes, Exobasidiales, Brachybasidiaceae. The transcript has a single exon.